AUGAGGGCGGACACUCCAGAGAGCCAUGAGCACUGUGGAGGAGGAGCCGGACCAUAUGAGACCAUGAAGACACGCCUCCAGCUCCUGCGCUGCCAGCUGCUGAGUAUCCUCACCUUGCUCGCGCUGCCAGGAUCGGUAUCAUCCUCCCAGGGCGACCCCGUCUCCAUGGCAGCAACCCAGCAGCACCAGGACUGGCCACAAGAGGGCUCCAGUAGCGGGGAGUGGUCCUCUGGCCUCCCUCACUCGCCCCUCACCCCCCCUGCACCCCCGGCAUGGCUCACUCUCACCCUACCACCCUCCAUUCAUCAACCCACCUCUGGAACCGCUGCCCAAGAACUCGGUGAAGUCCCAGGUUCUGACACAGACCGUGGGAAGUCUAUAGAAAUCACCACAUACAAAAAUCACAAUAUUGCACUCGGCCUCAGACGCAGAGGCCAGACUCAGGGCGGUCCGCGGCGUUCGGAGCAUCACGCCAUCACGCUGAGAGAGGUGCAAACGGAACCUCCCACUGAUGAGCUCGUCACGCAAUCCAGCUCCAGUCCCCCCACAGAUAACCACGUACUGUCCACGGCAAAUUCCACCCCCGGGAAAAGCGUUAGCGUUAGCAUAAGUGCGACCACAGCGGAGGAGGAGGGGACCAGUCUGAGUGAGGUCACAGACAGUGGGGUCGACAUGAGGAACGUGACUGCCUUCGGGGGGCUGCUGCUGUCCAAUGCUAGCUCCGGGGAUGCUAAGGGCGACCGGGGGAAUAUGUCGGAGUUUGAGUCAACAGCGAGUGGCAACUUCCUGAACAGGCAGGUCCCGGCGACCACGCAGGACCCCUGGAUGUCCACGAACAGCUCGGGUCCCACUGUGGAGCCGCCCCCGUCCCGAACGAUGAUCUGUCUGAGCCGCAUGGACAUAGUGUGGAUCGUGCUGGCCAUCAGUGUGCCUGUGUCGUCAUGCUCCGUGCUCCUGACCGUGUGCUGCAUGAGGAGGAAGAAGAAGUCGACGAGUCACGAGAACAACCUGAGCUACUGGAACAACGCCAUCACCAUGGACUACUUCAGCCGCCACGCCGUGGAGCUGCCCCGAGAGAUCCACACGCUGGAGAGCGAGGUGACACGCUACACCCUCUGCUACACACUCUGCUACACCCUCUGCUCCUACACCCUCUGCUACACCCUCUGCUCCUACACUCUCUGCUCCUACACCCUCUGCUACACCCUCUGCUACACCCUCUGCUCCUACACCCUCUGCUACACCCUCUGCUCCCUACACUCUCUGCUCCUACACCCUCUGCUACACCCUCUGCUCCUACACUCUCUGCUACACCCUCUGCUACACCCUCUGCUCCUACACUCUCUGCUACACCCUCUGCUACACCCUCUGCUCCUACACUCUCUGCUCCUACACCCUCUGCUACACCCUCUGCUCCUACACUCUCUGCUACACCCUCUGCUACACCCUCUGCUCCUACACUCUCUGCUCCUACACCCUCUGCUACACCCUCUGCUCCUACACCCUCUGCUACACCCUCUGCUACACCCUCUGCUCCUACACUCUCUGCUCCUACACCCUCUGCUACACCCUCUGCUCCUGCACUCUCUGCUACACCCUCUGCUACACCCUCUGCUCCUACACUCUCUGCUCCUACACCCUCUGCUACACCCUCUGCUCCUACACUCUCUGCUCCUACACCCUCUGCUACACCCUCUGCUCCUACACUCUCUGCUCCUACACCCUCUGCUACACCCUCUGCUACACCCUCUGCUCCUACACCCUCUGCUACACCCUCUGCUCCUACACUCUCUGCUCCUACACCCUCUGCUACACCCUCUGCUCCUACACUCUCUGCUACACCCUCUGCUACACCCUCUGCUCCUACACUCUCUGCUACACCCUCUGCUACACCCUCUGCUCCUACACUCUCUGCUCCUACACCCUCUGCUACACCCUCUGCUCCUACACUCUCUGCUACACCCUCUGCUACACCCUCUGCUCCUACACUCUCUGCUCCUACACCCUCUGCUACACCCUCUGCUCCUACACCCUCUGCUACACCCUCUGCUACACCCUCUGCUCCUACACUCUCUGCUCCUGCACUCUCUGCUACACCCUCUGCUACACCCUCUGCUCCUACACUCUCUGCUCCUACACCCUCUGCUACACCCUCUGCUCCUACACUCUCUGCUCCUACACCCUCUGCUACACCCUCUGCUCCUACACUCUCUGCUCCUACACCCUCUGCUACACCCUCUGCUCCUACACUCUCUGCUACACCCUCUGCUACACCCUCUGCUCCUACACUCUCUGCUCCUACACCCUCUGCUACACCCUCUGCUCCUACACCCUCUGCUACACCCUCUGCUCCUACACUCUCUGCUCCUACACCCUCUGCUACACCCUCUGCUCCUACACUCUCUGCUACACCCUCUGCUACACCCUCUGCUCCUACACUCUCUGCUCCUACACCCUCUGCUACACCCUCUGCUCCUACACUCUCUGCUCCUACACCCUCUGCUACACCCUCUGCUCCUACACUCUCUGCUACACCCUCUGCUCCUACACCCCCUGCUACACCCUCUGAUCCCUACACCCUCUGCUCCUACACCCUCUGCUACACCCUCUGCUCCUACACCCUCUGCUACACCCUCUGCUACACCCUCUGCUCCUACACCCUCUGCUACACCCUCUGCUCCUACACCCUCUGCUACACUCUCUACUACACUGUCUCCUACACCCUCUGCUACACCCUCUCUUCCACCCGCUGCUACGCCCUCUGCUCCUACACCCUCUGCUACACCCUCUGAUCCUACACCCUCUGCUCCUACACCCUCUGCUACACCCUCUGCUCCUACACCCUCUGCUACACCCUCUGCUACACCCUCUGCUCCUACACCCUCUGCUACACCCUCUGCUCCUACCACCCUCUGCUACACUCUCUACUACACUGUCUCCUACACCCUCUGCUACACCCUCUGUUCCACCCGCUGCUACACCCUCUGCUCCCCACGCCACACUCUCUGCUACACCCUCUGCUCCUACACCCUCUGUUCCCCCUGCUGCUACACCCUCUGCUCCCCAUGCUACACCCUCUGCUACACCCUAUGUUACACCCUAUGCUCCCCGCGCUACACCCUUUGCUCCCCCCGCUACACCCUCUGCUCCCCCCGCUACACCCUCUCUUCCCCGCGCUACACCCUCUGCUCCCCCCGCUACACCCUCUGCUCCCCGCGCUACACCCUCUGCUCCCUGCGCUACACCCUCUGCUCCCCGCAAUACACCCUUUGCUCCACACACUACACCCUUUGCUCCCCCCGCUACACCCUCUGCUCUCCCCGCUACACCCUUUGCUCCCCCCCGCUACACCCUCUGCUCCCCGCGCUACACCCUCUGCUCCACACACUACACCCUCUGCUCCCCACGCUACACCCUCUGCUCCCCACACUACACCCUCUGCUCCCCACACUACACCCUCUGCUCCACACACUACACCCUCUGCUCUCCCCGCUACACCCUUUGCUCCCCCCGCUACACCCUCUGCUCCCCGCGCUACACCCUCUGCUCCACACACUACACCCUCUGCUCCACACACUACACCCUCUGCUCCCCCCCUACACCCUCUGCUCCCCGCGCUACACCCUCUGCUCCACACACUACACCCUCUGCUCCCCACGCUACACCCUCUGCUCCCCACGCUACACCCUCUGCUCCCCACGCUACACCCUCUGCUCCCCACGCUACACCCUCUGCUCCACACACUACACCCUCUGCUCCCCCCCUACAUCCUCUGCUAAGCAGCUACUUUUUUUUUUUCCUCCACACCUAACUUUGUCGCAAAUGGUCGGCUCUCUAUUCAAAAGCCCCAAGGUGCAGCAGUCCCCAUCCAGUCCCCAUCCAGUCCCCAUCCAGUCCCCAUCCAGUCCCCAUCCAGUCCCCAUCCAGUCCCCAUCCAGUCCCCUCUCUCUGCACAGUCACUGCCUCCAGACUGCAGACCAGGACGCGUACCUUCCCCCAAACGGCGACUACAGCAGCAGCAGCAUGGUCCUGGUCAACCCCUUCUGUCGAGAGACGCUCUUCAUCAACAGAGAAAAGACUUCUGGCAUCUAG
Molecule: messenger RNA, 4092 nt
Organism: Knipowitschia caucasica
Lineage: Eukaryota; Metazoa; Chordata; Actinopteri; Gobiiformes; Gobiidae
Source: the annotation of a GenBank genome assembly